AUGGUCCGCUCUACUAUCAUUGUCAGGGCCUCAGACGCCCUACCCCUUGCGGCCAGCGUCGACGACGAGCAGACAGAACAAACUUUGCAAGAGCACAAGCAACAGGCUAAACUCAUCUUCCGACGAAUAACACCGAAUGCUGAACCGUGUUGCUCGAUAGAGAGUGGUCCCUACUCCCUGCACUAUCUCAUUUCAGACAAUGUCGUCUUUCUCACUAUUGCAGACAAGUCAUACCCACGAAAGCUCGCCUUUUCCUACUUGGACGAAUUGUCCAAAGAAUUCGCGAACACGUACGGUCCAAAGGUGGAGACAGUCAGAAAACCGUAUGCUUUCGUAGGCUUUGAUACUUUCAUGUCUAAAACUGCCAGACUAUAUCGCGAUUCGCGAACGGCCAACGCCGCUAGUUCUAAUCUCGACAAACUCAACGACGACCUUCAAGAUGUCACCAGAAUCAUGACUAAAAACAUGGAAGAAUUAUUGUGGAGAGGAGACUCUCUUGAUAGAAUGUCCCAGUUAUCGACAUCACUAAAGUCCGAUUCAGAAAAGUAUCGAAAAGCUGCGCGGAACAUAAAUUUCAACGCAAUGCUUAGGCAAUCGACCUCUCCAUUCGGGCCACCAUUGCUGGACAGAAGCUACGAUUCGCAACAACCUCAACCUGCAACAUCGGGACAAGUACCUCCUGGAGCAUUUAUUGUGGUCUGCAACCCUGGCCCAGAUGGACGACCAACAUAUCAACAACACAAGUCUGUGUUUGCUAGCUAUCAAACGGUUAGUGGAGUCCUAAGUGGAAUACAGUGGGUCCCCAGCGAGGCUCCAAGCUUUAUCCCUCCAUCUGGAUCUCAUCAUGUUAUCGUGACUGGACAUGACCCAAAUAUUUGGGCACAAACUUAUUUAAAUGCUGUUGUGGAUUGGCAACGCUCAGAUGCGAAGAAAAGGAAACAAGGAGACAAAGAGGCUAAUCGAUAUCGUGAACAAGAUGGCCGGAACAGUUAUGAUUAUGAUCGCGUAUCUCGCGAACUGGAUCCCUAUGGCUCCAAAGGCCGGGAGCGUAGCAGGAGUUUUAGUGCAGGAGGCGCCACUGCACCUGCUUCUAUUCCAUUCCCUGGUCAAGGGCCAACUUCAGGAUACCCAACCCACCCAAGCGUAGCAGCGAAUGGAUAUCCUACCAACCCAUACGGCAGCUAUGGAACGCCAAUUGGACCGCCACCACCGCCUGUGAUCCCUUCUGGAUACCCUACUCCAUACUCAACCCACACCAGGAGCCGCAGUGGUUCUUUUGUUGACCUUACUAGGCAAAUGAAAGAUAUGGAACUUGACCGUAACAAAGAAUAUUCAGAAGCGCGUAGCCGCAAAUCAAGCGCUGCAAGUCGUCGUGAUCGUGAUCGUGAUCGCGAGUACAACACAAGCGAAAGUACGUACGAGCGGGCUCGUACAAUCAGCGGUGGUUAUCCCGACCGCUCGAACCCCAAUUCAUACCCGCCUGUAUCCGGGGUCUAUCCAGCAUCAGUGCAACCUUAUGGUGUGCCGCAAACACAAGGCAAAUAUCCUCCUGACCCCUAUUCGCAAGGCUCUCGAUAUGCUGUCCCUUCGCCAAACAUGCGCCCAUUGGAUAUAUCAUCUUCUUAUGGUGCAGUCAACUCCGGAGGCUAUGCUGGGAGUGAUUAUUCAAUUGCCCCUUCGCGUACCUCUGGAGAUGGUGCUCUGCGUUCUACGACGCCAUUUGGAAAUCCUUCAACUCAGGUCUAUCCUCGUGGCCACAUUCUCGAGGGACAACCGAUCAUUAAUGGUGUAGCGCCUCUGCCCCGAUCACGAGCGCCUUCUCGAGCUGCUUCUUCCCGAGCACCUUCCCCCUCUGCGAUAGGAAAACCGUCUUCUUACCCCAGUAAAUCCCCCCAUAUACCCCUCGCAUCAAUUCCUCCAGAGCCUCAGCAAUUGGCGGCUCCAGAAGCAUUUUCCCGUCCUAUCAAUGCAUCCAAUACGUUCGCACCUUUCGAGAUGAUAAAGGUGGAAGAUAUGGACGACAUUUGUGAUCCACCAUAUCCAAAAAUGCCACCGGUUUUGACAACUCAUGAUAUAUACCAUGAUGACUGGAAACGAUGUAUGCAGGACUUGGGACGUGCUUGGACGGGUCAACUCCCUGUGCCAUCUUUAAAACAGAAUGGAUUGCCCCCCAGAAAAUCCACACUUGCAGUGGAUUUAAUCUCAUUGUGGAAUCAAUCCUUUUUCUAUCCUCGCGGAGUAGAAUUACUCCUCUAUAAAGGACGUGAAAGGCGUACUGGUCCACAAGCAGGCUUUGCGACCGUCCGUCUCCCUAAGUAUGAUGACACAGCCGAUUCAUCAUCAUCAUCCUCAGAUUCGUCUUCGGAUUCGGAAGAUUCUGGUUACAGAAAGAGAAUGGUGGAUCCUUAUGGGCGACCUUUAAUGGGUCAAGCAGAGAUGGAAACUAGGCGCCGACGGGAAGAAAAAUAUGAGGAGAAGAGGCGCCGUAAGGAAAAAAAAGCAAGAAAAAAGGCCAAGGCCCGAGAAAAAAUAUAUACCAUAUAUAUUGCGUGCUUGCCUCAAGGACCGACUGCCAUUCCUCUUGCUAAUCGGGCAUUUGGAGCUGGUUCAGCCGUUUCUGCGGGAUAUUCCACUUCCGCAUAUGGUCCCAGUGCUACACCUGCUUAUGGUACACCCGCUAGUAUCACUUCUGGCUACGGCGCACCCAGCGCUACCUCCGUUUAUGGUCCGCCGAAUGCAAAUUCUGUUUAUGGUGUACCCAAUGCUAACACCAGUGUUGCAUAUGGUACGCCAGGUGGAACUUACAAUGCAUCCAAUGGUCCUGCGUAUGGUAUAACUAGCUCAGGGUCCGCUUACGGGGUGCCUGCGAAUGCUCCUGGAUAUGGUGUUUCUGGCGCCACUCCCGCAUACGGUGCGCCUGUUGCCAAUCCUGCGUAUGGGGUACCCGUGGGGAUCCCCACCACUCGCAGUUAUGGAUAUGGAGGAGGGUAUUGA
Psilocybe cubensis is the source of this 2994-nucleotide messenger RNA. RefSeq lists its product as uncharacterized. The coding region runs from base 1 to 2994 and encodes 997 amino acids. Gene Ontology annotation, biological process: endoplasmic reticulum to Golgi vesicle-mediated transport; vesicle fusion with Golgi apparatus; retrograde vesicle-mediated transport, Golgi to endoplasmic reticulum. Gene Ontology annotation, cellular component: ER to Golgi transport vesicle membrane; SNARE complex; endoplasmic reticulum membrane. The record is from RefSeq and is a predicted model, not a curated record. Lineage: Eukaryota; Fungi; Basidiomycota; Agaricomycetes; Agaricales; Agrocybaceae. Gene Ontology annotation, molecular function: SNAP receptor activity. The transcript is spliced from 12 exons.